This is a messenger RNA of Aspergillus pseudonomiae, 673 nucleotides long. RefSeq lists its product as uncharacterized. Bases 290 to 538 code for a protein of 82 amino acids. NCBI's taxonomy places the organism in Eukaryota, Fungi, Ascomycota, Eurotiomycetes, Eurotiales, Aspergillaceae. The transcript has a single exon. The record is from RefSeq and is a predicted model, not a curated record.
CUUAGGAAAUCAGGGGAAUGCAACACGAAGCGGAAUUGGAGCUCUAUUUAUUGCGGGGGGAACGAGAUGCGGAGAGAACUGCGAUAGGACCCGCUGAUAAGCGCCACCGGAGGUGUGAGCUAUUAAGGCACCCCCAGGCUCCAUAAAGCUAUGGCUUACCUCCCAUACAGCACUUUGUAAAGAAGAUACUUAUCGUUUAGGUCUGCUAUGCAUGAUUUGCUCUGUGAUCGCAUUAUUCACGAUUGAUAUGGCUGCAAAAGCAGGGAUAGAUAGGACUUGAGCGUCAAGUAUGGCCUCACGUGACCGAUAUUGUGCCGACUACCGGAUAUCGAGUCAACCCUUUCAGGCAAGUCCAUGCGGACACUGCAACUGUACCAGACAAGCGCUUUGCACUCUACUCUACCCUAUGUAUGUACUCUUCUUAUCUCUCCUCCGUUGUAGAAUAAAUAUGAUCCGUACCAUGACCUCUGAUUGGCUGAACCCACACUGUUCAUCCACUCCACGACUAAGCGAUGUCGAAGUUGUGCCUGACCAAUAGGCAGCCAAGGCCAGCGAAAACGCAUACAUCGCAUCAUGGAAAAUACAUUAAAUCCAGCUAUAUCACACAUGUUCAGUGAGAAAGUAAAACAGGUCAAGGCGAAGCAUUUGUGACAUCAUGGAAUCGAAACAUCCU